CUCCCUUCCUUCAUCGCCGCAUGUUCGCGAUUCAUUCACUGACCCACACCCAGCAGAAUUCCGCUCAUGCUCAAGCCGAGCUUGUUCCACUAGCUCACUACUCGCGCCACUGGUCACCCGCUUUGUUCCUCGCCACCGUCGCCGUGUGCACUUGGCUCGACAGCUGCCCCCGCCCCCACACCCCCACACACUUCCUUCCUCACUGUCACUGUCUGAUCGACUCCCUGGCUGCCCUUCGCUCUCGCGCUCGUCUCGUCUGCGACCGACCCCUCUGCGGCUCUGUGCUGCUGCUCUCUUCCCGCCCCCGUUCCCGUAGGAAUUCCCACGCCCUCCAUUGACUCUAAAUCUGGCCAUCGCCUCUUU
This is a messenger RNA of Marchantia polymorpha subsp. ruderalis, 363 nucleotides long. The record is from the annotation of a GenBank genome assembly. Lineage: Eukaryota; Viridiplantae; Streptophyta; Marchantiopsida; Marchantiales; Marchantiaceae.